Molecule: messenger RNA, 1848 nt
Organism: Protobothrops mucrosquamatus (brown spotted pit viper)
Lineage: Eukaryota; Metazoa; Chordata; Lepidosauria; Squamata; Viperidae
Gene: NUSAP1
Product: nucleolar and spindle associated protein 1
Exons: 12
Coding region: 26-1429 (467 amino acids)
Biological process (GO): mitotic cytokinesis; establishment of mitotic spindle localization; mitotic chromosome condensation
Cellular component (GO): nucleolus; mitotic spindle; microtubule
Molecular function (GO): microtubule binding
Source: RefSeq, a predicted model, not a curated record
AUUGUUGGGCGGGUAACUGGCAGUCAUGGAGGCGCUCUCUUCGUCUCAAUUGGAGGCGCUCAAAUACAGCGAAUUGCAGUCCCUGGCCAAGUCGGCGGGGUUGAAAGCUAACCUCAAGGCAGCCAGGCUGUUAAAUGCAUUAAAGAAUCACUUCUGUGAAGAAAAUAAAAAUAUGGGUAUCAAAAAGACAUCCCCAUCUGCAGAUAUUGAGGAACAGAAUGGCAGUCAAAUUUCCGUAAAUCCAUCCAAAAUCACCAAAAGGCAUAGAAAACAGAAAGAAGAUAAUACCCAGCAAACAACACAAGAAAAUGUUAAUGAAGAAAAAAUAGAACUGGAUUCAGAGAAAGAGGAUGCAGGAUUUGGAAAGAUACUGGGGAUAAACCAAAAUGAUGUAUCACAAAGCAGUGGAACAGCAGGAAACUUAGAAGACUUUGUCACUCCAAGUCAACAAAAAGAAAGAAAUUCUACUAGGCAAAAAGGAGUUGAAAGUAAAACUUUACUGGAUUCUCUUUCUGGAAAGAAAACUACUUGCACAGGAAGCAAAUCUAAAUUGGGAAGAAAAGGAACAGUUUCUUCUACCCCAGAUUUUAAGAAAAUUCAUGAGGCUCAGUUCAAGAAAAUGUUAUCUAUUGAUGAAUACUUUGAAAGGAACAAUAAAAUGUGUAAUUUCAGCAAUUCAGUUAAUGAAAUCAAGAUCCUGGCUAAGAAGAAUAAGUCUCUGAAGACUUCUCAAAAAGAAAAUCUAAAUACAAAUUCAAAGCAGGUACGUUCCAGUUCCAGAGGGGUUUUAUUAAGUCCCCCUUCUCAAAAGAAUAGGCUUUUUGCCACAGGCACUCCAAUAAAACUGCGGUAUUCAAAACGCAAUUCCCUUGGCACUGCAAAUAAAAGUAUUCUAUCUCGAAAAUCAUCCUUCAGUUCAACCAGCCUUUCUACAACUAAAAUGAAUGUCAGGUUUUCUGAAUCUACAAAAGACAAUGAAGAGAAACGUUCCCUUAUCAAGACUCCAUCUAGGAAACCUUCAUUUCUAAAAAACUGCACUCCAGAUAAUCAGAAAAGCAGUGAAUGUAUAACUAGCAAAGACUUCAAAGAAGGAACAGUGAACUGUCAGACAACAGAAACUUCUGUUACAAAUUCUGCUGUCAUUCCUUUCAAGUUUAUAAAUCAGACUGUAGAACCCACAAGCGCCAAGAAAUCAGUAUUUGAUCUACAAGCAAGUCUAUCAAGACCACUUACUUAUCAGCCACACAAAGGAAAACUGAAACCAUGGGGCAACCCUAGUGAAACUCACCAGAGACUAUCUUCCCGCAAGAAAUACUACAAAGAGCCACCUCUUCAAACCAGAGAUGGCAGACGGAAGAAACACAUACAAGAAAGAAAACAAAGAAAAGACCAAAAGCUUAGCACAUUUAGGUGCCUGACUAUUAUUUAAAGCUGACUUUCAAAUUGUUCUGUAAAUAAUCUUAAUACUGAAAAUCUUUACUUUCUUGUAAAUAAUUGUCUCUCCUUAAGCUAUCUAGUCUGAGUAUUCUUAUUUUAAUAUGAACAUAGAACACUGGCGCUACUAAAUUCAGUUAUUCAGUAGCUAAUGCUAUUAUCUUAGAAAGCUUAGAAACAUUUUCAAAAGGUUAGCUAUCUUUUCUUCUCUCAAAUCUGCUUAGUAUAUGCCUUAACUAUAUCCUAAAUUGUCUGGAAACAUUCUCUUCUCAACAACUGGAUCGAAGUUUAUUGUAUCAAACAAUUCAAUCUUCGAUUGAAUUUUAAAUUCAUUUAAUGAGAAUUUUUUUAUAAAAAUGUCUUAAUUUACUCCUAAUUAAAAUAACUGCGUUUAUAGAUAAAAGUUCAUUUUAA